Messenger RNA from Arachis ipaensis, 573 nucleotides. Lineage: Eukaryota; Viridiplantae; Streptophyta; Magnoliopsida; Fabales; Fabaceae. The record is from RefSeq and is a predicted model, not a curated record.
AUGUGGAGGCAGGUAAUAGCCAGGUUUGGAAUCCUGGAAGUCGUCAUCUCGGAUAACGGGACGCAGUUUGCUGAUAAGAAAUUCGGAGAAAUCCUUGCUGGCUUGGGCAUAAGGCAAAAGUUCUCAUCAGUCGAACAUCCCCAGACCAACGGUCAAGUUGAAGCUGCAAACAAGGUCGUCUUGCAGGGCCUCAAAAAGCGACUUGACCAGAAAAAGGGAGCAUGGGCAGACGAGUUAGCUUCAGUCCUUUGGUCCUACUGCACAACCCAGCAGUCAUCUACCGGGGAGACCCCUUUCCAACUCACAUAUGGGGUAGAGGCAAUAAUACCUGUGGAGAUCGGUGAGCCGAGCCCACGGCUACUCUUGGGUGGAGUUGAGAAAGCUGUGGAAAAGGAUUUGAUAGACGAGGCCAGGGAGAUGGCCCAUUUGUCAAAAUCGGUGCUAAAACAAAGAAUGGCCGUGCGCUACAAUACCAAAGUGCUCAAGAGAGAGUUUGAACGAGACGACCUGGUCCUAAGGCGUAACGAUAUUGGACUCCUGACACCGGGGGAAGGAAAGCUAGCGGCGAACUAG